GAGCCAAUCCAUCAAUACCCCGCAACGGACGCUGCAGUGAAACGCUCCUUACUCAUCGCCCUGACGCAGCCUGCAGCAAUUAGCAGGGGUCGAGACUACAAAUAACCCGGCUAGACUCUGAAUAAACUGGCUAGACUCUCCUCAGCAUCCUUGCAUAGCGCCGAAGCAGCAUGGCUGGCUCUUUCCAUCAGGCGAUCCUACACUACGAUAAGCCCGACCCCGCAGGAUAGAUUAACUACCCUUGUACCGAACCCCUUCGUCCAGCCAGGGGACGUUGAUCUCGGCUCUUCCUGCCGACAUGAUAAGCAAACGGUGAUAGCUUUCACUAGCUGCAGCUGGCAUGGUACGGUGGCAUCGCAACGCUGCAGGCUGCAGGUGGACGCAGCGUGCGGGGAACGCGCUGUGAUAAGAGUAAUAUAAUCCGGCUGCCGUCCCUCCACUGCCCUCACGGACUCACACAUACACAAACCACCUACCUUCAAAUUACCCUCACGCACAAUGCGGCCUCUACUCCCGCACUUCGCGGCGACCCUGGCCCUCCUGGCCACAGUGCCCAGUACCACCGCGUCCAUCGAGCGCAGCAACCUCCUCCCGACGCCCCCCAUGGGCUUCAACAACUGGUCGCGCUUCAUGUGCGACCUGAACGAAACGCUCUUCACAAGCACCGCCGACGCAAUGCUCAAGACCGGCCUCCAAGCCGCAGGGUACACGCGCCUGAACCUCGACGACUGCUGGAUGGCGACGCAGCGCCUGCCAAACGGUAGUCUAACCUGGAACGCGACGAAGUUCCCACACGGACUCCCCUGGCUGUCCUCCCACCUACGCUCCCUGAACUUCACACUGGGAAUCUACCAAGACGCCGGCAACAUGACCUGCGGCGGAUACCCGGGGUCGUACGGCCACGAAGCCAUCGACGCGGCAACAUUCACCUCCUGGGGCAUCGACUAUCUCAAGCUGGACGGAUGCAACGUGUUCCCCUCGGCGCCGCACCGCACCCUCGAGCAGGAAUACCGCGCACGCUACGCGCUAUGGCACCAGAUACUGUCGUCGCAGUCCCACCCGCUCAUCUUCUCCGAGUCCGCGCCCGCGUACUUCGCCGCCACGGGUAAUAACACUGCGUGGUAUGAAGUGAUGGACUGGGUGCCGCGGUACGGGGAGCUGGCGCGGCAUUCGACUGAUAUCCUUGUCUAUGUUGGCGAGGGUAGUGCCUGGGACAGUAUCAUGGUGAACUACGGGUUCAACGUGCUCUUGGCGCGGUACCAGCGUCCCGGGUAUUUCAAUGAUCCGGACUUUCUGAUCCCGGAUCACCCCGGUUUGACGCUCCUUGAGAAGAAGUCGCAGUUCGCCCUGUGGGCGGCUAUGGGUGCUCCGCUGAUUAUCAGUGCGUAUAUCCCCGCUCUCCCGGCCGAGGUGCUCGAUGCAUUGAGGAACCCACGCUUGAUUGCUGUUGAUCAGGAUCCCUUGGGCUUGCAGGCUACCCUGGCCAGUCGGAGUGCCGGGGUGGAUGUGCUGACGCGCAGUCUGGCGAAUGGGGAUCGGUUGGUUGCGGUGCUGAAUAAGAGGAAUCAGACGGUCAGCACGGAGGUAAGCGUGGACAGGCUGGGGUUGGAUGCGCGGUGUGCGUAUCGCGCCCAAGAUCUGUGGGAUGGCGACGUGCGCACGGUGCAGGCGGCAGUGGCGCUGGAGCUGGAGUCGCAUGCCACUGCUGUGUUUAGGGUUGCUAUCCCCCCCGGGUGCGGGGAGGUCGUGCCCACCGGCAUCGUGUUCAAUACCGCGUCCGGGCGGUGCUUGACGGCCGGCGGCGCGGAGGUCGGGUUCGCGACGUGCGAUGCCAGCGACGGGCAGAUCUGGCGGGUCACGGCCGCGGGGACGCUGCAACCGCUGUCGAGUCCGGGGCUGUGCUUGACGGCUGAGGCCGGGAGGGUCAGUCUGCUGGCUUGUCGUGGUGGUGAUGCGCAGGCCUGGUCGUAUGCCGUCACUGGGAAUCUGAAGAACAGGCGGACGGGCGAGUGCUUGACGGAGGGUUCUGGCCUGCUGAGUGCUUGUUUAUUCGAGACGAAUAGCCAGGUCUUUGGACUGCCUAGUGGAGUGGCGCUUGUUUAGAAAGGUCGAGGGUCGGGCUUGGAUCGUCCGGAGGCAGCGGGACGGAAACGCUUGAGAAUAGGGGUUUAUGGGGUUCGGGGAUGCCUAUGGGGAAUACCGUUGUUGAGGAGUGGUGAGAAAUAGAACUAAGGCAUUCCAGCGUGUUUCUCUGCAUGAUCCAAGCAAGUAAGUAAG
This is a messenger RNA of Aspergillus homomorphus CBS 101889, 2277 nucleotides long. RefSeq names its product putative alpha-galactosidase (gene aglA). Lineage: Eukaryota; Fungi; Ascomycota; Eurotiomycetes; Eurotiales; Aspergillaceae. The record is from RefSeq and is a predicted model, not a curated record. Gene Ontology annotation, biological process: carbohydrate metabolic process. The coding region runs from base 499 to 2103 and encodes 534 amino acids. Gene Ontology annotation, molecular function: hydrolase activity, hydrolyzing O-glycosyl compounds. The transcript has a single exon.